ACUUAUUCACUGAUUACUUUUGAUAUCGAAAGUAGCCACUUCACCUUUGCUUAUUUGUAAUUUUUUCAAUUUGAUCAUUUUGUCAUUUACUGAUCGUAUUCUUUACAAGUUCAUUAGAUAUAUUGAAUACUUUUUGUAUUGAAAUAAGGUGUGUUAAAGAACGAAAAUCAUUUACAAAUGGCAAUAGCUCAACCUGCAAAGAUAUCGAUUGAUGAGGGAGAAGAGGCUACAAAGAACUUUUUAGAAUUUGUCAAGAAAAGAACACGAUUUAAAUGGAAUGCAUCUGAAAGUUCCAAUGAUUUAUUACUGAAAAAUAAUAAUUUGACAAUAUAUAAAGAAAAUUACUCGGAUAAGUCUAAUUUAGCAAAAGGCAACCAAGGUUUUACGUCAGGUAUCCAUAUUUUUGAAGUAAACAGUCCAGUAAAAAAGAGGGGAAAAAUUUGUAUAGUUGGCUUUUCGACUAAAGAUGCCCAACUUGAUCGAGAAGAACAACAACAGCUCUGUGGAUCAAACAAUAAUUCAUUUGGUUGGGACUUAAAUAAAAACAAUGCCGUUUGGGGCUCUGGCCGGAAAAUGCCUUAUCCUGCUGAUAUAUCGGAUGAUUUUGAGGCUCCAGACUUUUUUUAUAUGAUUUUAGAUAUGCGCUCGGGGUGUUUAAGCUUUAGGUCGGAUUCUGUUGAAUAUGGCUCGUGUUGUACUUGUCUUGAAAGGAUUUUUCGAAAUGUUCCCCUCUAUCCAACCGUUAAUAUUUCAUCAAAAGGCAGUGAAGUAAGCAUGGCCCUGAUUUAUAGUAACAAUUCACCGAAUGACGACAUCGGUGAUAUUUCUACCUAUUCAUCACUAUGGAAAGAGCUAGCGGAGAAAAUGAAAGUGAGAUCUCUCUCUUCCACAAACUAUAUUAAUGAAAAGUUAAAGUUGUUUUCAAACAUUCCAAGAGUUGCAGAUACUCUAACUACUUCAAUGUAUACACAUCUUAUCAUUGAUUACGACGAGACAGAAUCCUUAAUUAACUACUUGAAAUACUUGCAAUAUAGGAGUAAAAGAACUAAUCUUUCUAAUCCACUUAGUAGUAUUUUAUCAUUUCUCUUGAGAUUUACAUCAAAAAGUCGGAAGUUUUCGAAAACCAUCGUUAACCGAGGUUGUCUAGAUAUUAUCGUAGGAAUUCUGGACAACAUUCUUCGUGUAAAUCAAUUUACGGAUUUACGUUCCUGUCGUUGGAAAGUCUUUGGUUUAAUAAUGAAUAUAUCUUCAGUAUCUGCUAUUCAAGAUGUCAUGAAUAGAGAAGAUCUUAAAUCAUCUUUAAUGGAGAUUUAUAAAAAAGAGGAUAAAGAUUCUUGUUUAUUAUUGAAUUUAAUUUGCCUGAUGAAUAUUUUAAGUGAAAAAGAAAAGGCUACAUUUGAUUUGAAAGAUUCAGCACUUCGCUUAGUUGUUAAACUAGUUGUGGAUUCAUCAAAAUAUGUAGGAUGCAAACUUUCAAAAUACGACAAAGAGUCAGCAGUAGAUGACACCGAUCAAUGUUUUAUUAUAAUUUAUCCUAGAGUAGCUUUCAGCCUAUUGUCCGGAACGUUAACAAGUGACAAUAAUUCUUUAACGUUGCUUAAAGGAUGUCUUAUAGAAAGCCUAUUAAAGAUAUUUCAAAAAGUAGAUAAAGUGCAGGAACAUGCUCAUCACAUAGAGUUGGCUUUGCAUUGUUUAAGUAGAUGUUUACAAACCGUGAUUAGUGUUUCAAAGGAUAACAAGAGUUUAUUAACUGAUGAAGUAUACUCCAACAUUAGAAAUCGCGAAUUACAAGAAUUUUUGAAGAAGUUUUCGUCUAAGUAUCAACCAUCGAUCGUAAAUGUUGCAAAAAUUUGUGAAGCAAGAAUACAUGAAAUUACCAAUGGAGCCGCAAAGAAGAAGAAAUGCGAAAUAGAGAAAAUUGUUACUAGCUUUGUAAGAGAUUAUUUAAAGAUUGACGUUAAAACCUACAUUGAUUCGAGAUUUAAUCGAUGCCAUUGCCGAAAUUGUCAUUUAGCUCGGGGAGGAAGUGACUAUAAGUCGCAAGGUGAACCUAGUAGGAUGUAUCCUGUUCCUAUUGGUUGGUUUAAAUUUGGUUUGAAACUUCCCUCAAGACAUGCAGACAAGUCAAUUGAUGCUUUAAAAAAAUGGCAAAUUGCGUAUCAUGGAACAUCUUAUAAUAAUAUUGUUCCCAUUCUGCAGCAUGGUAAUUUUUUAAAGCCUGGUGAUACUACCCUAGAUGGUAAAAAAAUUAGACCACCAGAAUGGCAUUUUACAGAGGAUAAUAAGCCAGAAGGAUUUAAUGUAAAUCAAACGUUUCUGAGCCCCUCGAUAUUUUAUUCGGAACUUUAUUGCGACCAAGUCAGCUUUAAAGAUAAGACAUUUAAGACAGCUUUCCAAGUUCUAGUAAAGCCUGAUGUUUACACCGUAGGACCAGAGACUAUGAAUCUAGGUACUACGGCUAUCGAUCCAAGGUUACCUAAUGACGAGCUAGAGUGGAUGACUUAUCAUUGUGGCGCAAUCUUCUUAUAUGGUUUCCUGGUGAAAGUUCAAUAA
Dimorphilus gyrociliatus is the source of this 2553-nucleotide messenger RNA. NCBI's taxonomy places the organism in Eukaryota, Metazoa, Annelida, Polychaeta, Dinophilidae. The record is from the annotation of a GenBank genome assembly.